CAAACAAAGGCAGCCACGAGUGUAGAUUGGGAUCGAAGACUCCUUACAGAUGCGUGGCUAAUCACGACGAGUCGCCGUUGGCAUAUGCAGACUGCGUGGAGAAGAAGAUUUGGCUAAUUCUGCGCCACGGGACUCUGUAUCCAGGCAAGAAGUACAUACCUCGGAUGAUAGACGACUUGCCGGAGCUGCAGCACGUGAUAUUGAAAAAUCAUGCGAACGGAGCGACGAAUCUGUCCGCCGACGACGUGGCUCUGUUCAGGGGGUGGAAGUUGCCGUUUGGUCGAGGGCACAUGAUGAAACUGGCUCUGGAGGGGGAGAACGAGAUGAUCGAUCUCGGAGAGCGGUAUCAGGCGAGGUUUCCGUCUCUGAUGCCGGAGGCUUUCGACAAUCGGACGUACAAAUUUAGAUUCACUGCCACACAACGUACGGAAGAGAGCGCGAGGCACUUUGCCGUCGGUUUAUUCGGCUGGCACAAUAGCAAAAGUGUUUGGUAUCCAUUGCCGGUGUAUCGAGACCGCGUGAUAAGAGUAAGACGCCAGUGCAUUUAAAUUCUCGGUCUAUUUGCUCCCCUAACUUUCCCAGUUCUUUAGGCUGUGUGACUGCUGGUGUGU
Molecule: messenger RNA, 611 nt
Organism: Vollenhovia emeryi
Lineage: Eukaryota; Metazoa; Arthropoda; Insecta; Hymenoptera; Formicidae
Exons: 3
Molecular function (GO): acid phosphatase activity; inositol phosphate phosphatase activity
Source: RefSeq, a predicted model, not a curated record